UCCGCGAUCACUUCCGGGGUCUUGUUGUGUUUUCACGAUGGAAGGAGACGAUCAUCAUCAUCAUGAUCAUAGUCAUCACUUAUCAAUGUGUUCCUGCGAUAUAAUCAGGUUGCUCUGGUCUCUGCUGCUGCCCUGCAUCUAUCUCAGCCUGGUGUUGAGCCUGCUGCUGGGGCUGGUGGUUCUAGGGAUUCGGGCAUGGCUGCAGGGCCGCCGGGGGGCCCGGGGGGGACCCGACGGAAAGAAACCAAUGAUCGCCUUCUUCCACCCCUACUGUAACGGGGGUGGGGGCGGGGAGAGAGUGCUGUGGUGCGCCCUGCGAGCACUGCAGAACCGCUAUCCAGGCGUGGCGUUUGCCGUCUACACGGGUGACCAGGGAGUGACCGGAGAGCAGAUCCUGGAGGGAGCGCGCCAGAGGUUCAACAUAGUCCUUCCUCGGCCCAUCACCUUCGUCUUCCUCAGUCACCGGGCGAUGGUCGAGGCCGGGUCCUACCCCCACUUCACCCUGCUGGGUCAGAGCCUCGGCUCCGUAUUCCUGGGCUGGGAGGCUCUGACCUCGCUGGUCCCUGACGUCUAUGUGGACUCGAUGGGGUACGCCUUCACAAUGCCACUAUUCCGCUACCUUGGAGGGUGCAUGGUGGCCAGCUACGUGCACUACCCUACCGUCAGCACCGACAUGCUGUCUGUGGUGCGCAACAGGAACCCCAGGUUCAACAACGCCGACUACAUCUCUGCCAACCCGGUGCUGAGUGCGGUGAAGGUGCUGUACUACUGUCUGUUCGCCCUGCUGUACGGCCUGGCCGGUGGCUGCAGUCACCUGGUGAUGGUCAACUCCACCUGGACGCUGGGCCACAUCCUGGCGCUGUGGCGAGCCCCCGACCGCACCAGCGUCGUGUACCCCCCUUGUGAUGUCCGCUCCUUUCUAGAGCUCCCUCUGGAGGAGGAGGAGCCAGAGGAGGAGGAGGAGGAGGGGUGGGAGGAGCUUGGGCAGGAAACAGGAAGUGUGGUGGGAAGUGGAGGGGCGGGGGACAAGAAGUGCCACUCUAUUGUUUCGGUGGGGCAGUUCCGGCCGGAGAAGGACCACCAGCUCCAGAUCCGGGCCUUCCGGAAGCUGCUGGACAGGAAGGAGGCGGAGGGGCCCGAGGGGCGGGAGUCCCUGAAGCUGGUUCUGAUUGGUGGAUGCCGUAACGAGGAGGACGAGGACCGCGUGCUGAUGCUGAGGGGGCUGUGUAUGGAGUUGGGCGUGGCCGACCGCGUGGAGUUUAGACUCAAUGUUCCCUACGAGGAGCUCCAGAAGGAGCUGGUCAGCGCCACCAUCGGCCUGCACACCAUGUGGAACGAACACUUCGGGAUAGGUGUAGUAGAGUGCAUGGCAGCAGGCACCAUCAUACUGGCCCACAAAUCCGGAGGCCCCAUGCUGGACAUCGUAGUUCCUCACCACGGAGCCCAGACGGGCUUCCUGGCCGACAGCGACGACAGCUACGCCGCCGCCAUGGAGACCAUCCUGGCACUGCCGGCGGCCGAGCGACUGGAGAUGCGCCGCAACGCGCGGCUCUCCGUCGAGCGAUUCUCCGACCACGAGUUUGAGUCCUGCUUCCUGUCCGCCACAGAGCCGCUGAUGGCUGGAUUUCGGCCCUGAAGGGGGGCUUCUUCCGGUCCCCAUGGAGGCUUUGACAACGGUUCCAUUGCCAUCGAUUAUUGUUUAGCUGGCAACUAUCGCUUUUCUAUGGCGAUUCCGUCAAGGUUCCAUGGUUACCCCGUCCUGGUUUCCAUAGCGACCGAUUGACUACCCUACAGUAACUUUAUCUCUUGCUAACAGUAAGAAACUAGCAUGUCCUUAAAAGUUGUAGAAGUGGCACCAGCUAACCGCAAAUGCUUCUGCUAGCUACGCUUACAGAAAGUAACAGGAUCUAAGGAGGAGAGAGAGGCUGUUUUCCAGGCUUAAAGAGAGGAUGAACAGUACCAAUCAGCUGUUAAUUGGAAAAUACAUUUUAGUGGUGGUUACUCCUACAAGUGGCCCACCAAGAGACAAUCAAACCAUGAAGUUCUAUAAGUUAUAUGUAACGAGUUAAAAUCAGAAACCAAAAUCUGUUUUCCUGUAUGUCUUACCUCUGUAUUUUUCCCGCAUGCUCAUUGGCAGAUAAUUUCUGCCCUAGCCAAUCACAUUUUACAGUUUCUGAAUGGCUGCAGAGCGGGUUGAUGUUGUUAAUUAAAAUUAAAGUGUCACUGUGCUUGAUCCUAUUCCUUUACAUUCCUCCUCUACAGGCGGCUCUUCAAAUAACCGCUUGUUUAAAUGUCAUUUCUUCCGUCCCAUUUGUGUUGGAUAAUUGUGCAUAUUUAAUUAAAACGUGUAAAUUCAUCUGUAUUUUUGAGAUGUUGAUUAGCUUCCCUUGUCUUUAAGAAACACUUUGGUUCCAUUUAUCACUCUUAUUCAAGUUCUAAACAAGCGCAACUAGUUGGUAAUGAGACAUGCUUAACAAACUAAGCCCCUAAUGAAAGCACAGGGAAGGCACCUGCUCUGUGCAAACCGAUCAGAACGACUUGGUUCGGGUCAAUCAAACCAAAUCUAUUCUGUUGCUACUUAACAGAAGGAGACAGACGUUUUGGAUUCCAUUUGAAUCAUUUAUUAGAUUGGUUGCAUAAAUACAUUCAUAUUUAAGUAAAGCUUGAGGAAUAUAUGUGCAGAUGUGAUAAAAUUCCUUUCCUAGAACCUCCAUCAACGUGUGUCUUGCCACCAACCCUCUCAGUGAAGACCUCCUGUCUAUAUAUGAUCCUGAUCUAUUUACCAUCUUCUUCGGAGGAGGCUUCAUCUGAUGUCUGAGGGUCUCCUAUAUGCUCGGGCUGGCCCCCACACCCCUCAUCUUGGGCCUCGGUUGAAGAGGGAGGGGCCUUGGUCAAUGGGUAGCUGUCUGGCUCUGCCUGUGUUGGUCUGGGGUCCCCACAUCCCUUAUCUUCCCCUCCCUCCUUCUUUAUCCUUCCAUCUAUCUCUUCUCUCUCUCCGGGCUCCUCGUCUUCAUCUUCAUCCAUGAUGAAGAGGUUCUUCAUGGAGUCGGCCACCUCCUCCCUCAGCUCGUCUUCAGACUCCUCAAAGUUCCUGAUGGUAGAGAGAGAUGGAGCUAGUAAACUAUUCUUCAUGCGAGUUAGA
Gadus chalcogrammus (walleye pollock) is the source of this 3142-nucleotide messenger RNA. Its product is annotated as GDP-Man:Man(3)GlcNAc(2)-PP-Dol alpha-1,2-mannosyltransferase-like. The transcript is spliced from 6 exons. Bases 38 to 1636 code for a protein of 532 amino acids. Gene Ontology annotation, biological process: protein N-linked glycosylation. Gene Ontology annotation, cellular component: endoplasmic reticulum membrane. NCBI's taxonomy places the organism in Eukaryota, Metazoa, Chordata, Actinopteri, Gadiformes, Gadidae. The record is from RefSeq and is a predicted model, not a curated record. Gene Ontology annotation, molecular function: GDP-Man:Man(3)GlcNAc(2)-PP-Dol alpha-1,2-mannosyltransferase activity.